This is a messenger RNA of Hylaeus volcanicus, 2552 nucleotides long. Its product is annotated as BOS complex subunit NCLN. The coding region runs from base 872 to 2539 and encodes 555 amino acids. Gene Ontology annotation, biological process: regulation of signal transduction. The transcript has 6 exons. The record is from RefSeq and is a predicted model, not a curated record. Lineage: Eukaryota; Metazoa; Arthropoda; Insecta; Hymenoptera; Colletidae. Gene Ontology annotation, cellular component: endoplasmic reticulum membrane.
GUAACUUAAAGAUGACCCAUAUAUCUGUUGAACACAUUCUGUUUAAUGAACAAAUAAGAGUCGUUAUCUCGUGAUAUUGUAUCAUUCGUUCAUGAUAGCCUUGUAUUGACUUAUAAACAAAUCGUUUAAAUGGUAAAAUUUUGUAAAUGAUGAAAGUGCUAUUAACUGCAUCAACUUGAAUAGGAAUCGAUGUUUGACUGUAUUAAUUUCAUGAUAAGAAAUAUUUAUGUCCGAUUACUAGCGUGGAAAAAAUAUGUUUUAAGUACGCUAUAACCCCAAAUUUAUACUUUCGAACAACACAAAUAAGUAUUAUCUGAUAACAAGUUGUACAUGCAGUUAAUCGUACGUUCUGCUGGCCAGUAAAUAUAAAUAAAUAUCUCUACUGGUCUCUACCACAGUUCACAGGACAUAAUAAAUAUAAAAAAAGUUUGUUAUAUGAAUGUAUAUGUAUAUUUAUAUUUUUCAGUAAACCAGGGAAUGUGCAGACACAGUUCAAAGAAUUUUCGUUAUUUAUUACAGUUUUAUAAUUUUUCGAACUGUGCACUUUCUCUAAUUUACUUUAUUUAGUCGUUCAAAGCAAUUUGAAAUACCCGCCUCUAUACACGCGCAUGGGCUCCUUUGCUUUAGCUGUAAGUAAAAGACGCCAUCAUGCUAUAAAUGGUUUAGAGGUUCGGAAACAAUACUCUAGAGUACUCUAGUGGUGUGCAACGUAGUUUUUCAUUGGAUCCAAGCUCUAUUCUAUUAUUUUUGUAUACUUAAUCUAUGGUAGAAGACAAGUCGAGCUCGAGCAUAGUUCGUCGCGUGGUAUAUCGUGGUAUAAUAGGUCAAUGGAAAUAAUUCGGAGCGUAUAGUCUGACUGAAAUUUGAAAGAAUGUGGCUGGAAGAAUGCGACAGUUUCGCGGAAUUGUGUCGAGGAUAUCUACCGUACUAUUUAUUAAUAAUUCUACCGAUCUUCAUUAUUAUUUCUCCGGUUAAUCCAGUCGCGGCAUCGCAUGAAUUCCCUGUAUAUCGUAUGCACCAGUAUGACUUGCACGGUGAACCUCACGGUUGCCGCAGUGCCCCUAUUUCCUUGGAGGCGAGAUCUCUUACCGGUUGGAGCACUUCUAGACACUGCGUGAUUACCAAAGCCUUGGAUCUUACGCCGACUCUUUUCUACUCCAUCAAGCAGAAAGCGGGAGCCUUAAUCGUAGUUCUACCAGAAAAAAUUGCUGAAUUGACGGAGGAGGAGAAACAGCAUAUCAUGAGUCUGGAAGAGUCUAUGAUGUUCGGACCUGAAACAACCAUACCGGUAUAUUUCGCUUCGUGGCAUCCGGAUCUUCAGACUAUUUUAGACGACCUCGCCAAUGGAUUUAUCACGGAUGAAAAAGCUGGUUCUGCUGCAGAGGCAAUCUUUAAUUCUAUAUCUGCCAGUGGUUACCAAGUGGUGGUACCCACUGGACAGGCAUUGGCUAAGACGGAUGUUAAAGUAGCUACUUUGCAUGGAAAGUUAAGUGGCACCAGGGCAGAGGACAAACUGCCCACGAUUGCCUUGGUAACCCAUUACGAUAGCACAGGGGUUGCACCCGAAUUGUCAUUUGGGGCAGAAAGUAAUGCAUCCGGAAUGGCUAUGUUGUUAGAAAUAGCCCGAUUGUUCUCUACGUUAUACUCUACUAGCAGAUCAAGGCCACAAUACAACCUUGUCUUUAUAGUAACCGGAGCUGGAAAGCUUAAUUACCAAGGCAGUAAAAAGUGGUUAGAGGAUCAGCUAGAUGGUCUCGAAGGCUCCAUAAUACAAGAUGCAGCUUAUGUCGUUUGCUUCGAUACGGUGUCUACCAGCAAUAAUAUUUACGUGCACGUUUCGAAACCGCCGAAAGAAAAUUCUACGGGUGGUCUCUUUUACAAAGAACUUAAAGCCGUAUCUGACUCGUUGAACGGCACCACCGUCGAAGGUGUACACAAAAAAAUAAAUCUGGCUGACAAAUCGCUGGCUUGGGAACAUGAAAGAUACAGCAUGCGAAGAUUGCCAGCGACGACUUUAUCUACUUUAAAGAGCCACGAAGAUCCGAUUAGAACGACAAUCUUAGAUUUAAUGCAAACAGAACAAAUAGAUAGGUUGCACAAACACACUCAAGUAGUCGCGGAAGCGUUAGCGAGACAUAUAUAUAAUUUGAGUUCUAGUCAAAUUUUCACAGAUUCACUGGAUGUAUCGAAAGAAUCAUUAUCUCUAUGGUUUAGUUACUUAGCGUCUCAACCAAGGGCAGCUCCCUUAUUGGCAGACAAACAUAACACGUUAAUAGGAACGCUGAAGGAGACGAUGGCUCGGUAUCUUGGAGAUGUUAAAGUUACCUUGCAUAGUCCUGACAAACAGGAUCCAGAAUUCGUAUUUUACGAUGUAACGAAAGCUACCCUGAACGUAUACAGUGUAAAACCCGCUGUAUUCGAUCUCUUUCUCACAAUUGCCAUCAUUGUAUACUUGGGGAUACUUUACGUAAUCAUACACAAUUUCCCGCGCGCGUAUUCUGUAGUGACUCACUUCUCGGUCAAAAAUAAAACAUCGUGAAAUUGUUAUCGAA